Molecule: messenger RNA, 1248 nt
Organism: Emiliania huxleyi CCMP1516
Lineage: Eukaryota; Haptophyta; Isochrysidales; Noelaerhabdaceae
Exons: 4
Coding region: 1-1248 (415 amino acids)
Molecular function (GO): ATP binding; nucleic acid binding; RNA helicase activity
Source: RefSeq, a predicted model, not a curated record
AUGCAUGCUGCCGCCGCAGUCGGCGCGCGGGUGCUCACCGCGCUCGCGGCCGGGCUCAGCCGCGGGCCACUGGCGCGGAUGGCGGAGGAAGCGCUCGGCGCACCGCCGCCUGUAUUCGGUGACCUGCCGCUCGGCGACGCGACUUCGGCCGCCCUGCGCGGCGUGGGCAUCACUCGGCCGACGCCGAUCCAGCAGGCCGCCAUGAUGCGGCUCUUCCGCGGCGAGCACGCCGUCAUCCACUCCGCGACCGGCUCCGGCAAAACUCUUGCCUACCUCCUGCCGCUCCUGCAGCGGCUCCACACUUCGAGGCCCGGUCAGCUCGUCGUCGUGGUCCCGUCCAGAGAGCUGGCCCUGCAGACGGCGGCGGCGGUCGAGUGGGCGUGGCCGCACCACGGCACGCAGCGCGCCUUCCUCCUCACAAACACGUCGGCGCCGCCGGCCGAGCUCGCCGAGGCGAUGCGCGUCGCCGCGUGCCCGGUCGUCGUCGCGACGCCGCGGCCGCUGCUCGGCGCUGUCCGCCACCUCGCAGGCACCGACCGCCUCCACUCGCGCCGAGCGCUGCGCGCGAGCGGCGGCGAGCUGGCGGCCUUCGCGGCGCGGCUGCGCGCCGUGGUGCUCGACGAGGCGGACGCCCUGCUCCUCUCGCGGCAGCUCGCGCUCGCAGGCCCGCCAAAGAAGAUGCGCGCCGGCCGGGCUGCGCUCACCGGGGAGAUGGGGCGGCUGCUCUCCCUCCCGGACGCCGACCAGCUGCCGCUCCUCACAGAGGCGAACGCCGCCGCGCCGGCGAAGAGGAAGGUCGGCCAGCGAGGCCGCGGCGCCGUCGGCGUGCCUCCCGCCAUCUCGCACUCGUGGGUGCCGGUGCCGGCGGGGGGAAGCAAGGGCGCGGCGGCGGCGGCGGUGCUGCGCGCCCUCGCCCCAAAGGCGGCCCUCUACUUUGUGGACUGCGUGAUCCUCUCGGCGCUGCCAGAGGCGGCAGACACCUACCUCCACCUCGCGGGCAGGACAGGCCGCUGCGGCCGGCCGGGGCGCGUCGUCUCGCUCCUCGGCCCAGACGAGCACCGCCGGGUCGGAGCAAUCACGCGGCAGCUCGGCGUCUCGAUCCGAGGCGACGCCGACCUCGCGCUUGCCGUCGCCGAGGCGACAGGCGAGGCUGGCGGCGAGGCGGCCGUGGUGGCGGAGGGCGACGGCGCGGCGGGCGUCGAGGGCGAGCUCUUCUCCGGGGCGGAGUGGGCCGAGAUCAGCUGGUGA